This is a messenger RNA of Penicillium roqueforti, 1869 nucleotides long. It is a transcript of the gene rex3, whose product is annotated as putative RNA exonuclease Rex3. The coding region runs from base 1 to 1869 and encodes 622 amino acids. The record is from RefSeq and is a predicted model, not a curated record. Gene Ontology annotation, cellular component: nucleus. Lineage: Eukaryota; Fungi; Ascomycota; Eurotiomycetes; Eurotiales; Aspergillaceae. The transcript has a single exon. Gene Ontology annotation, molecular function: exonuclease activity; nucleic acid binding.
AUGUUCACGCCGCUCGGCCUUUUUGGGGCAAUUCCAUGCCCGCGAGGCAAGGAUUGCACUCUUUUGAAAUGCAUAUUCUCUCAUGAUAAUAACCCAACCCCAGCUGAGGCUCGGCGUUCGAAGAUAUCAGUGUCAGGUGACGAUGGCCCUCCUUCUAAACGGGCCAAAGUGGAAAACUCACAGUUGCUGGGGUCCCUCAUUCCAUCUCACAGCUUGAAAGAAUCAUCGCUCGAAAUGGGACGCCGCUCAUCGAAAUCAGUCGCCUCCGAGCAAAAUCAAAAUACACAAGACACCCCAGGAGCUCAAGAAACCGCCCAGCCUACCUCAAACCAUGGCACACCAAAGCCUUUGGGGAACGAGCCUGUGAAGCGCACUAAUACCUCAUCUGCUGGAUCUUCAUCUGAACUUCCCCCUCGCAAAGCCCCAAAAGAAUCUUUGAAUCCUCGCAUGCUUGCCCAUGCACCGGCAACUCAUGGCAGUCGGACUGCCAUUCUCCAGAAGUUGCACUCUGCCAUGACUGCUCUCAAUGAGAAGCUACGAAAAGACAAGCAUAGCUCGAAUAGAUGUUUUGUCCUAACCCCCGACGAACUCAUCACAAUGGCCCUUGACGAGGAAGAGAAAUUUGCGAGGGACAGUCCAAGCGUUUACGGCAAUGUUGUCAAACUUCGAAUCGUGAGAGUUACAAAGAUGGGUAUCGACGAAUGGGCCAAAGAGGUGAUGUCCCAUCUGAACGCGCGAUACUAUAAGAUAAACCCCGUUCAAAAGCCGCGAGCGAUUCCCAGACCCAUCAACACAGGCCUGACCCCCGCAGAAGAAAUUGCAGUUGUAUCCCAGCUAGUCACACCCCUCACUGGUCUUGAAGAACAUGGAUAUGUCACAAAGCAGCCCACGGAUGCAGAUAUAGAAACUGCCAAGAGAGGCGUUGAUGAGUCCAAGGGCUGGGAGAAAUGUGAUAGAUGCGGUCAACGAUUUCAGGUAUUUCCGGGUCGUCGUGAAGAUGGUACCCUGGCCAGCGGUGGCUACUGUGACUAUCAUCCAGGACGGCCUGUUUACCCUCAGCGCAAGAAAACAGACCAUGUCACCGGUCCCUCCCAGCCCUACUUUCCCUGCUGCAGCGAAGCACUGGGAACGUCUACCGGGUGUACCAGAGCCAAAACACAUGUGUUCAAAGUCUCGGAGACCAAGCGACUUGCAUCCGUCCUCCAAUUUCAGACAACCCCGCCUCAGCCGGAAAAAGGACCACUUGAGCCGGUCUCUAUUGAUUGCGAGAUGGGCUACACGACAUUAGGUCUCGAACUGAUUCGUCUCACUGCAGUCAGCUGGCCUAAAGGCGAUGAUCUUCUUGAUGUGCUGGUUCGGCCUAUGGGCGAAGUAUUAGAUCUCAACACUCGCUUUUCCGGUGUCACACCACAACACUAUGCUUCCGCAAGUCCAUAUGGUACUCCGAUGUCCAACAUACAUUCAUCCUUAGGAGACGAGAAAAAUAAAAUCCACCCACCCUUGCAACUUGUUCAGUCACCCGCAGAGGCGCGCAAUCUACUUCUGAAGCUCCUCCAGCCCGAGACACCUCUUAUUGGUCAUGCAAUCGACAACGACCUCAACGCUUGCCGUAUCAUUCACCCUACGGUGAUUGACACCGUCCUCUUGUACCCCCACCCCAAGGGUCUCCCCAUUCGGAUAAGUCUCAAGGCCCUUGUUCAAAGGCACCUUGGCCGCGACAUUCAGGUCGGAGACAAUGGGCACGACUCAAAGGAAGAUUCAGUUGCUACGGGCGAUCUCGUGAGAGUGAAGGUGGGCGAGAAAUGGAAAGAGCUGAAGAAGAAGGGACAAAAAAUCGAGGGGGGCAAGUUGGUCUGUCCGGAUGGCUAA